GCUGUAUGUGAGAAAAUGGGUGAAAUGAAAUUCGGAGCCCAUGAUGGGAUUAAAUCGGAACAGAAAUAUACUAAAGUAGUGAAGCAUAUACAGGAUAAGUGGAAGCUGGUACCUGCUUUUCUUAAAGGGAAAGGUCUUGUAAAACAACACAUUGAUUCCUUUAAUUAUUUCAUUAAUGUAGAGAUAAAGAAGAUAGUGAAGGCAAAUGAGAAAGUAUUGAGUGAUGCUGAUCCUUUAUUUUAUGUGAAAUAUUUAAAUGUACAUGUUGGUUCACCCGAUGUCGAAGAAGGUUUCAAUGUAACUCGUUCCACUACUCCACACGAAUGUCGUUUAAGAGAUUUAAAUUAUUCUGCUCCCAUUACAGUAGACAUAGAAUAUAUCAGAGGACAUCAGCCAAUAAUUAGAAAUAAUUUAUUGAUUGGAAGAAUGCCCAUUAUGUUGAGAAGUUCAAAUUGUGUAUUAAAUGGAAAAUCUCAUUUCGAAUUAGCAAAAAUGAAUGAGUGUCCACAUGAUCCUGGCGGUUAUUUUGUCAUAAAUGGCCAGGAGAAAGUAAUUCUUAUACAGGAACAGAUGUUGAGAAAUAGAAUUAUUUUAGAAGAGGAUAGUAAAAGCUGUAUUGUAGCAUCUUGUAACAGUAGUACUCAUGAAAGGAAAACAAAAACCAAUAUUGUGGGCAGAGCUGGCAGAUAUUACAUGAGACACAAUAUUUUUCAGGAUGAUAUUCCAGUAACAAUAAUAUUUAAAGCAAUGGGAAUUGUAAGCGAUCAGGAAGUUAUGCAACUUAUUGGUACUGAAGAAGAAUUUAUGAAAAAAUUUGCACCCAGCUUGGAGGAGUGUCAUCUCUUAAACGUUUUUGCCCAAAAUCAAGCACUUAGAUAUCUCAGUAAUAAAAGAAAACAGAAAAGGUAUUCGGUAAUAAAGUCUAGUGUCACAGAUGAAAUGAAGGACAUAUUAGCAACUAACAUUUUAUCUCAUGUUCCCGUAGUAGAUUUUAAUUUCAAGAUGAAAGCAACGUAUAUUGCUUUAAUGAUUCGUAAAGUUAUGAAAGCACAAUCGGAUGGCAAACUUGUAGACGACAGAGAUUAUUAUGGUAAUAAACGAUUAGAAUUGGCUGGUUCUUUAUUGUCUUUGAUGUUUGAAGAUUUGUUUAAAAGAUUCAAUUGGGAGUUAAAGCAAAUUGCUGACAAAAACAUACCAAAGAUUAAAGCUGCUCAAUUUGACAUUGUGAAGCAUAUGAGACAAGAUCAAAUUACCAAUGGAUUAGCUUUCGCCAUUUCUUCUGGCAAUUGGACCAUCAAACGAUUUAGAAUGGAACGUCAUGGUGUGACUCAAGUGUUAUCUAGGCUCUCUUAUAUUUCUGCACUUGGUAUGAUGACAAGAGUUAACUCACAGUUUGAAAAGACCAGGAAAGUAUCUGGUCCGCGAUCAUUACAACCAUCACAGUGGGGAAUGCUAUGUCCAAGUGAUACUCCUGAAGGAGAAGGUUGUGGUUUAGUUAAAAAUUUGGCUCUUAUGACGCAUAUUACCACAGAAAUCGAUGAAGAACCAAUCGUGAGAUUAGCAUUCAACUUGGGAGUAGAAAACGUUAACAUUCUCGGCGGAGAAGAGAUCAAUAAUAAAAACGUUUAUAUGGUUUUCUUAAAUGGUAAUAUUCUAGGAAUAGUGAAAUACUAUCAGAGAUUGGUAAAUGUUUUUCGGAUGCUACGUAGAAAUGGUCUAAUAAAUGGCUUUGUUUCGAUAUAUACCCAACACCAGCACAGAUGCAUUCAAAUCAGUUCUGAUGGAGGACGAUUGUGUAGACCGUACAUUAUUGUGCAGAAUGGACAAUCACUUGUUCAAGACGAACAUAUAAAAUUCCUCGAACAAGGCGUUAGAAGUUUCGAAGACUUUUUACAAGAUGGUCUGAUCGAGUACUUAGACGUGAAUGAAGAAAACGACAGUUCCGUCGCGUUCAAUGAAUCGCAUAUUAAUAACAAAACAACUCACCUAGAAAUUGAACCGUUUACGUUGCUUGGAGUUUGUGCUGGAUUGGUACCAUAUCCUCAUCACAAUCAAAGUCCAAGAAAUACGUACCAAUGCGCUAUGGGUAAACAGGCAAUGGGAACUAUUGGUUAUAAUCAGCGUAAUCGUAUCGACACAUUGAUGUAUAAUUUAGUAUAUCCCCAAGCACCUAUGGUGAAAUCGAGAACGAUAGAAUUAAUUAAUUUCGAUAAAUUACCGGCUGGUCAAAAUGCGACAGUAGCUGUUAUGUCCUAUAGCGGUUAUGAUAUCGAGGACGCUCUCAUUUUGAAUAAGGCUUCUAUCGAUAGAGGAUUCGGAAGAUGUUUGAUAUAUCGAAAUGCAAAAUGUACUUUAAAAAGAUACGCUAAUCAAACUUACGAUCGAAUAAUGGGCCCAUUGAUAGAUUCAAAUACAAAGAAACCGGUUUGGAAGCACGAUAUUGUCGACACCGAUGGAAUUGCUGCACCCGGUGAAAUGGUAGAAAACAGAAAGGUGAUGGUAAAUAAAUCAUCGCCAGCUGCAAAUAUCGGCCCAGUAAACUCUGGUAAUGUACAAACGCAAACGGAAUACAAAGAUGUUCCGGUUGUCUUUAAAGGUCCAGUGCCUGCAUACGUUGAGAAAGUCAUGAUUUCCAGCAAUGCAGAAGAUGCAUUCUUGAUCAAGUUAUUAUUGCGACAAACUCGAAGGCCUGAGAUAGGUGAUAAAUUUAGUAGUCGACACGGACAAAAAGGUGUAACCGGAUUGAUUGUCGAGCAAGAAGAUAUGCCAUUUAACGAUUACGGUAUAUGUCCUGAUAUGAUUAUGAAUCCACAUGGUUUUCCUUCGCGUAUGACAGUCGGCAAAUUAAUAGAAUUACUCGCUGGAAAAGCUGGUGUUGUGAAAGGACAGUUUCACUAUGGCACAGCCUUUGGAGGUUCAAAAGUAGAGGAUGUUUGCGAAGAAUUAGUAAAAUAUGGAUACAAUUAUUUAGGUAAAGACUUCUUUUAUUCCGGUAUCACGGGAGAACCAUUGCAAGCGUAUAUUUAUUCUGGACCAGUGUAUUAUCAAAAGCUAAAGCACAUGGUACAAGAUAAAAUGCAUGCCCGUGCUCGAGGUCCGAGAGCUGUAUUGACACGUCAACCAACCGAAGGUCGUGCCAAAGAGGGAGGUUUAAGAUUAGGUGAAAUGGAACGGGAUUGUUUGAUUGGAUACGGUGCAAGUAUGAUGUUGAUUGAGAGGCUCAUGAUAUCGAGUGACGCGUUCGAUGUUGACGUAUGCAACAAAUGCGGUUUAAUGGCUUAUAGCGGCUGGUGUCACAGUUGUCGUUCCAGUUCGUGUGUUUCCACGAUUUCUAUGCCGUAUGCUUGCAAGUUACUUUUCCAAGAACUCCAAUCUAUGAAUAUUGUGCCUCGUUUGACGUUGAAAAAUUAUUGCGAGUAAUGUUGUACGUCUUAAAAGAAA
This is a messenger RNA of Dufourea novaeangliae, 3441 nucleotides long. It is a transcript of the gene RpIII128, whose product is annotated as DNA-directed RNA polymerase III subunit RPC2. The coding region runs from base 16 to 3420 and encodes 1134 amino acids. Gene Ontology annotation, cellular component: RNA polymerase III complex. Lineage: Eukaryota; Metazoa; Arthropoda; Insecta; Hymenoptera; Halictidae. The record is from RefSeq and is a predicted model, not a curated record. The transcript is spliced from 16 exons. Gene Ontology annotation, biological process: DNA-templated transcription. Gene Ontology annotation, molecular function: DNA-directed RNA polymerase activity; ribonucleoside binding; DNA binding.